Molecule: messenger RNA, 975 nt
Organism: Podarcis raffonei (Aeolian wall lizard)
Lineage: Eukaryota; Metazoa; Chordata; Lepidosauria; Squamata; Lacertidae
Product: dual specificity protein phosphatase 13-like
Exons: 3
Coding region: 1-615 (204 amino acids)
Biological process (GO): protein dephosphorylation; negative regulation of MAPK cascade
Cellular component (GO): cytoplasm
Molecular function (GO): MAP kinase phosphatase activity; protein tyrosine/serine/threonine phosphatase activity
Source: RefSeq, a predicted model, not a curated record
AUGACCAUGUAUCAUUGCAUGACAGCGGAUGAUCCAUUUCCAAAGACGACCGCCUCCUUCUGCAAAAUGAACAGCCGCAGAUCCGCCUCACCCUCCGUCCAAGAGUUGGAGCAUGUGAUGGACAGCUGCAGGAUGGAAUUAAAUGAGAUAGAUGAAGUGUGGCCCAAUCUUUAUAUAGGCAACAUCACGGCGGCACACAACAAGGAAGAGCUCAGGAAACGGGGUAUCACUCACAUACUGAAUGCAUCACACGCUGCCUGGGGAAGCAAAGGAAACCAAACGUUCUACGGACCAGAGUUUCAUUACUAUGGAAUAGCAGCAGAAGACUCCCCAGACUUUGACCUCAGCGUACAUUUCCGCCCUGCCUCCGAAUUCAUCACCAAAGCCCUAAGUGUACCAAAUGGAAAGAUCUUGGUCCACUGCAUUCUAGGCAGAAGCAGAUCAGCAGCCCUGGUUCUGGCUUACCUCAUGAUCUGUCAGAAUUUCUCCCUGGCUGACGCCGUCAGAAAGGUCCUGCAGAAUCGAGCCAUCUCCCCAAACCGAGGGUUCCUGAAACAGCUGCAAGACUUAGAUCUGGAGCUACGGUACAAGAUCAGGCUAUGUCAGCUUGUGUAACGUGAAGAAGAAAGCAAAACAGCAAAGUGACAACAUCUGACAGAGAACUCAGUUUGCGCUGCCAAUCUCAGCAAUUAAGCUUGAGGCUGUGUUAUUUAUCUUGACAGGAAUUUUGAAUGCUUAGUUUGGGAGCGAACCUUGACAUCUAGAAAAUCUAGAUGCUGGUUAGGCGCUUGAAUUUUCUGGAUCUUUUUAAGGGAGAUUGAAUUUAAAGCUUAUAAGAUUGAGAAGGGGCCACAGUGCCCCCAUAGAGCAUCUCACAUGCAGCUUUCAGAUUUUUUUCAGAUUGCUCACAUAUAGCAUCUCACUAAUCCUGGCUUACCACAACUUUGCAAAGAUAAGUCAUUAUAUUUAGAUAGA